AUGAGUUUGCAUGAUUUGGCGAACUGGUCCGAAAAACCAUGGACAAAACGUUCAACCAAACGUGCCCAACAAGCAACUGACGUACUAGAUCAUGGUAGACAGUUGCGCACCACAGAUGCUUUUCAUGAUGUGCCAUCCAGAUGGUUUGUGCACCACGAAGCAGCGCCAACUGAAGACCAGGAGGAUCCUGAUGAUGCCAAUCAUUUUCUUCAUGAAGCGCCCGAAUCAAUCCAGAUUUUGUAUGAUGAUCUUUUUGCUACAGGUGUUGUCCAGGGACCAAGAAUUCACGACAGUGUUUUUCUUAGGUCAUGGUAUAUCCACCACCUUCAUGCGCCACAAUGCUUUCAAUCCAGGGUGAUUGAAAUCAAUGGACACUGGAGACUCUGGUUCCAAGAUAUCAUGAAUGCAUGGCGUGAUAGAAUUCUGCCCAUGGAACAAACGAUUUUUGAUAUCGUCCAGCCAGCACCGCCACAGCCCAAUGAGGUACAUGAAAUUACGUUCGACAUCAUCAUUGCACAAGGAAUCGAAGCGCCUAGACGAGCUGGCCUUGUGUCUGUUUGCCACGCAGACAAUCCAGCCCGGCACUUGAUUUUUUCUGUUGCUGUAUCAUUGUCGGAACAAACAAGUGGACAUCAAGUAGUACAAAUGGCGGAAUAUCUUCACGAGUGCAAUCUCCACCAAUGCACCCUCCGACACGGAGGAGCCAUUCUGCCAUUCACGUUGGAACCGGUCCAUGCUAUGCAAGAUGGAGAUUCUUUCAUUGUUACAGCCCGCAGUGCAGUUGUUGCCAACACAGCUGUAGAUACUGCGAUGGAUGAAUUUGACCUGUCUGACCAUGUGCCAAAUGCUAAUGGAGAUGAUGCAUCAGUCGAAAUGCAUUCCUCUGUUCCUUCUCCAAGUUUUGCGGCUGAAGAAACUGGUCUCCGAAGUACGGUCUUACAUAGGCUAGAGCCUUUUCAGACUGUAGGUCAACUUUGUAAUGAUGAUGACAUGGGUGCUCUUGAUUCUGGUUGCAGGAAAGGUCCAGUCGAUAAAGGCGCGGAUUUGGACGGGGACAUAGACGUUCCCAUGAUGUCGUCAAGACCCACAAGCCGUGCUGCACGUCCGACUAGGCCAGUUCAUGACGGCACUGAAACUUGGUUUUGGGAACUCAGCCAGAUUUUCCAAUCCCAUUCGGAAGAAGAAGCAUUUGAGGGUGAGUUUUUCAUUUAUAUCCAAACUUGGUUUAUCGACCAUGAACGGCACAGCGUUUGCCGCCGUCCAAGACCGGUACGAUUGGAUCAACAUUGGAUCACAUGGUUAGAUGACCUCCGGCAUGAAUGGAGAGAUAUUCUUGCACAUGAUGCUCCAUUUUCAGUCCAUAUCAUUAAGCCACGGCCGCCACAGUUUCGCCACCAUGGAUAUGCAUGUCACUUGUUGCUUGAGCAAAAUCGACCACGUGGUAACGCAGCUGGCAUUUUGACAUCCUUGAUUGAAGGUCCCACAAAUGAUGGUAUCACUCAAGGUGCAUUUUCUGUUCCACGUUUUUUGCGCAAACAAGACAUCAUUGAUUUCCUGGAAGUCGAACCUUUCUGUAGUGGACGCAGAUGUACCGCAUAUCAUGAUCAAGUGCCAAUUCAACUUGUGCAGGCCACCGAAGUGCACUCUGGUUUUAGCAUUUGUUUGCGGAUUGCAUCACAAGAACUCCAACGUCCGUACGCACCACAUGACAGGCCGCAGUUCUUUGAGGAUUUGGACUUAAUGCAGAGGUCGAUUACGAUCCAUGGGCCUCAGAAUCGGGCAAUUGACAUCCCUAAUGAGGCUGAAACGAACUGUGAUCCGUUUGUACCACCUUUUCAGUUCAAUGCUCAUGCCGCUGCCUUCCAACCGGCGCCACCGAUCCUUCGUGCGCAAUCGGAAUUUACCCAAGACUUACAUCUCCUAUGGAGUGCUUCAGCAUCCUCAUGGGAAAAUGAAGUGCCUGCUGCCCAUGUUUUGACAUGGUUUGUGGACCACCGACAAGUGCCGCCGAUUUGCCUUGACAGCAGACAGGUUACACUCCAUGACAAUGUGCAAGAGUGGGAGACCAUCAUUAAAAAUGCAUGGCGUGAUUCCUUGGAUAACACGCAGCCAAUUGAAUUGUAUGUUGUGCAGCCGGAUCCGCCUAUGAUGCAGCCCAGCAUUUUUGCUCAUGUUGUGCUUGUUCAAGCUCCAAGAGACAAUUGGGUCUCAAAUCUUGUCACUGUCUUUGAUUCAUUCAUCAGCAGUAGAGAAAGGAAUCUCAUGCGGCUUGUUGUGACCACGCAUGAGCACUUCAGUCUCCACAACAUUGCACUUGCUUGUGGUUACGGUUUUAUUGGCAGCGCACCAAUUGACCCAGUUGCAUUUCAAGGAUGGGUCAAUCGACACCCACUUGAACCUGGACGAUUGUGGCCAGGGCGUUCUGGAAGUGAAAUCACGUUGCAGGUUCAGCGACAAGUAGUGCCGCUGCCAGCACAUCUCCAACCCCAGGAUGCCCAAUUUCUGCUGCAGACUCACAGUGUUCGCAAGAUCCCAGGAUCGAAAAUGACUGACAGUAGCCUGACUGAUGGAGACAGCCUGAACAGUCAGGAUCGCAUUGUCAUUGACCUGGAUGCGGUACUAUUUAGUCCGCAUCUAGUGCCUGUCCAGCUUAUCCAUGCAAGUGACUGUGACAUGCCAGCACAUUUUCCUGAUCAUGUACUUGUGCCGGAUGGUUUUCAUGCAGCCGACAUUGAAAAAGCUUUGGAUGAAUUUGGACUUUCAUAUCAUGCGUAUGUUUUGCAUGCCACUGGAUUUUCCUUUGUCUCGCCAAUUUGCUGGAGCAAAGAAGAAAUUGUUCUUCACAAAAGUGAUCAUGAACCCACAACUCAUGAGCACAUGAAGUUCUUGCAUGCAAUUGGAUUCACCCGAGCUGUCAUCUUGGAUACUCAACAGCCACGCUGUCGUGUGUUGCUUGUGCGGUAUCACAAUAACACUCCUGCGCUUGAGGAAAUGAAGAAAGUGCAGAAAACUGCCACAGCAUGGCCGCAGCCGCAAACCGUUAGAUCCCAUGCAGCAAUGUAUCGACAACCCACGGCACAGGAUGGCCCCAUUGAUCAUUUGCUCACUUGGAAUGUCACCUUCGAAGAUCUACAUGAUCUUUUCCACUCAGGCAAUGACAUCCUGUGCCCAUGGCACUCGCAUUUGGACUUGCCAGAGAUUGUCCGAAAUGCGCUGCUAGCGGAUGCCAGCCAUGAAGGGCAUGUGGAGUCUUUUUCAACCUUUGACAGAUUGAUUGUUUACACUGAUGGACUGCCGCCGAUUGUGAACGGUGGCUUUGCAAUUCCGCCGCCAGAUCCGCCAAGCGUUGAUAAAGAAGUGUCUGAGCAGACGGAUCAGAUUCAUUCAAAGGACGUGAUCAGACUUUCAAGUGGUGCCCAGCAAGGUCGACAUGGAGUCGAGCUGUGGAUCAACACGAAGCAGCCUUUCUGCUAUGCAAAGGGAAAACCGCAGUUCCUACAAAGAUCGCACAUUCAGGUCCAACAAGUCAAUGGACAACUCGCACAGAUUCUGACCAAAGCCUGUCCUCUUGACAAAACAUGUGCUAAAAAACCGUUCAUUGACCAGGCUCUGUGGCACCUGCGUGCACAAAAGUUGCACCUGCGGAAACGACUGCAAACUGCACAACGCCAAAGAUCAUUGCUCCUGUUGCGAUGUACCUUCCAGUAUUGGCAGCAAGACGAGGUGGAUGAAACUGCUCAUUGCCAGCAUGAAGCAUAUGUCACCUCUAUCCUGUGUGCUGAGCUGAAGCUUCAUUGUCGUUAUUAUUGCAUUGCUCGGACGUUGAAGAUGCGUCUUCGACAUGCCAAAGCAAAUGCUUUACAGGCAGAAUUACAUGGUGUUUGUGACAAGACGGCGGCAGGUGAAAUCUUGCAUCGGAUCAGACCCUUCAUUGGACCAAGCAAUCCAAAAAAGAUCAAGCGCGCCUGUUUGCCUCUUGUUAAAUCCAGCACGGGUCACAUUUGCCAGACGCCGCAAGAUGCCCAAAAUAGAUGGAUCGAAUUUUUUCAACAAAUGGAAAAUGGCACGAGGAUGUCUUUGCAAGCCUACCGCUCUGGCUGGGCUGCCAAUCUCCGUCAUUUCCUACAAGUUGAUAGCCUCAAAGUUCCAUUGCAAGAACUCCCAACAUUGGUUAAUUUGGAAGCAGCCUUUCACCGUGUUGCGGUUGGAAAAGCAGUUGGUGCAGACAAUGUACCGCCUGAAGUAUGCCGAUACAAGGCCACUGAGAUGGCGCGAAUUGCCUACGCAAUCAUGAUGAAAACAUGUUUGUAUGGGCAGGAAGCUGUCGAGCAUAAAGGCGGUCGAUUAGCAAUUGCAUGGAAGAAUAAAGGUGACCCUGCAGAUUGCGCUGCCCACCGUUCUCUUUUAGUAUCCAGUCAUUUUGGCAAAACCAUCCACCGGGCAUUGAGACAAAAAUAUCAUGGUUUAUACAUCCAGUACAUGCAAGCGCAGCAGCUUGGUGGUAGACCAUGCAUGCCAGUUGGAGUUCCACUGCACAUGACCAGAGCGUUCAUGAGAUGGCAGCAAAGAAUGCACCGAUCGACUUCCAUUGUUUUCUUAGACUUAACGGAAGCGUUCUACCGAGUUGUGCGUCCUUUAGCACUCGGUGGAGAUUUCAGUGAUGCACACAUUGCACACAUUGCUGCUGGUCUGGGCCUUGAUGCCGAUGCUCUGCAUUCCUUCUAUCAACAGCUUGGUGAGCCCUCAGCUCUGCAAGAGACGGGGGCACCUUUGCAUGUUCAGCGAUUCAUGCAAGCGCUUCAUGUCGACACAUGGUUCACCAUUGGUGACCAAAAUGACUUGAUUAAAACAGCACAAGGAUCGCGCCCAGGAGACAGUUAUGCAGACGUUGUUUUUGGUCUGUUAUGGGCCAAGCUCCUCCGCAAAUAUGAACAAAAGCUGAUUGAUGCGGAGUUGCUGACAUUCAUCCCUGAUCAUGACACACCGGCGCUCUUCGGUUUUGAUGCCACUGAUCGUCCACAGAUCGCCCUUCUCGGACAAGGCUCCAGACAGUACAGGCGGCAGUUCUACUCACAAGAGCAGAACCUUCCGGUUGUUUGUGAAGAUACCACACAUCAGGUCUCUGUUGUUAGCAGAUAUCUCCAUCUUGGUGGGAUCUUGCACCACCGAGUUGUGACACGUGUGGAAGUGACCCGGAGACUGGGAAUCGCUAACCAAGCAUUCUCCCAGCACCGUCGAAUUUUGUUUUGCAACCCCCAAUUGACCUGGGACAAGCGGCGGGAAAUUUUUACCACCCUUGUGCUCAGUAAACUUGUGUACGGCUUCGAAUCGUGGACAUUUGAGACCCAGCAGAUCAGAAGUCAACUUCAUGCUGGUAUCAUCAAAUUAUACAAACGACUGCUGGGACACAAACAUGCAGCUCACCUGACAGAUGAGGAAGUUUUGAUUGAAGCCAAUCUUCCUUCGCCCACAGACCUUUUGCGAGGUUGCCGUUUGCGCUAUUUUGGCACCUUGUACAAUUGUGGCAGAGCUGCGCAUUGGGGGCUUCUCACUGAAGAUCGACAGUGGAUUGAAUUGAUUGAAGAUGACUUCAAAUGGCUCUGGAUCCAACUCAGGAACAACACGGAUUUGCCUGACCCAGUGCACCAUUACCCAGUUUGGCAUGAUUUAUUACUCCACCACGGUGGAUAUUGGAAAAAGCUUGUCAAGAAGGGUAUUGCUCACGCUUGCCUCCAACGAGCCAACAAUGCAAUUGCGACUCAACUGCAUUGCCGGGUGGCCAAUUUUCUGCAUACGAAAGGCUGGGUCAGCAAGCUUCCCCAGAAAGCUUGUUCUGAGAUUGAUCCACCGCAAGUCUUUGGUUGCAUGCAAUGUGGCACUACCCAAGCCACGAAAGCUGGUGAGAGCGCACACAUGUUCAAACGACAUGGACAUCGUGCGUCUGCUAGAAAGCUUUUUGAUGGCACUGCUUGUCCACACUGUUUGAGGGAGUACCAUACACGUGCAAAAGUGUUAGCGCACCUUCGACAAGGGACUGUCUGUAGACGAAGUCUCAUUGGACGCAGAAUGCAGUGUAAUGUCAUGCCAGGUACUGGCUCCAGACUGGAUCAUGAUUUGGAAGCUGCCAUUGAUGGAGCAUUGCCGUUCCAAAUUGGUCAUGGACCGCAUCUGCCAGAUGAUACCAGACAUGACUUUGUUUCCUAUGACAUUGACGUCGUGGAGACGAUCUAUCUCUGUUUGGUUGAUUUCGCUGGAGAGGAGGAUUUGAAAACUGUCAUUUCACGUGAAGUCUGCAAUAUCCCGAUCAGCUGGUCGACAUGUCAUGCCACGUUUAAGUAUUUUUUGGAUACUUUUACAGAAGGUGAUGCUGAGCCGUUGUCUCUAAGUUUUGAGCAGGUUACAGCUUGCAUCCGAGAUCUUAUGCAGCCGACUCAUUGGCCUUUCUUGACGCGAUGCGCGCGACAAGAGUCAUCGAAGAAGGUUUGCUUAGAAGAUUGGGAAGAGUGGUUUGCAGAACAUGCGGUCAAUCCACAGUCGGCAUGGACACACUGUGGAGCAAUUCCCAGGGUAUUUGGUAAGCAGAAAAUUGUACUCCAUGCGUAUGCAGGCCGUCGCCGCCGUGGUGACAUCGAAUGGUACAUGUCUGAAAUUGCCAAAUUACACCCUGACCAUCUCAUCAUGACUGCAUCCGUGGACAUCAUUAUUGACUCUGUUUAUGGCGAUAUUUCAAGAGCUGACACACGUGACUAUUGGCUUUUUCACAUUUCCAAUGGCCAUGUGGUUGGAUUUAUCGCUGGACCCCCUUGCAAUACGUGGAGUAAGGUCAUGCUUGGCUCGCUGCUUCUUGGGUUUGCCUUCGAAUGCUUGGUAGCUUUAGCGACGUGCGCGGGAUCUGGGUUGCUCGAGCAUCCGAAAGACCCAGAAGAUCCGGAGCUGGUCAGCAUAUGGCGCCUGCCGAUCUUGAGAAUGAUUUUGACUUUGCCGAACAUGAGAACGAUUUCCCUUUCGCAAGGUCUUUUCGGCGCCCCAUCUGCAAAGCCUACGACUUUCCUGGUGCUUGGAUUGCCAACACUGGAGAGGGACCUGCACAGCAGUAUGUUGACACCACAUUUGCCACAAGGUGCAUCGAUAGGUAGAGAUUCAACUGGCCAGUAUAGAACGGCUCCACUUAAAGAGUAUCCGCCGGCACUCUGCCGUGCAAUUGCAGCAAGCUUUUGUACAGAUUUCGCCAGCAUGGAGUGCGGCGACAUUGAGCCACCAACUGACUUCGCCAACAAAUGCAUGGAAAUGAGCGAAGGUCAGAUGGAUGGCUUUAUAGGCCAUGAUGGUUAG
Cladocopium goreaui is the source of this 7332-nucleotide messenger RNA. NCBI's taxonomy places the organism in Eukaryota, Dinophyceae, Suessiales, Symbiodiniaceae. The record is from the annotation of a GenBank genome assembly.